Messenger RNA from Pecten maximus, 3870 nucleotides. RefSeq lists its product as uncharacterized. The transcript has a single exon. Lineage: Eukaryota; Metazoa; Mollusca; Bivalvia; Pectinida; Pectinidae. The coding region runs from base 153 to 1295 and encodes 380 amino acids. The record is from RefSeq and is a predicted model, not a curated record.
UAUAGUGCUAUCAUGAAUUGUUCGGAGCACGAGGACCAGCCUGUCGUCAUGGUUUGUCAGACAGAAAUGUGAGACCUGUUUGGUUUGUGUCAACUGUAUAGCUGGAGCACACAAUAAACAUGCACUGUCAACCCUGGUAAAGGUCGGGAAAAAUGGAAAAGAAACGCCUCCAGGGCAUAUCCACGGCAAAUAUCAAAUGCCUGGAAAACCAAAAAGAGAAACUAGAACGUAUAAAGAACAUGAAACACCAGACACGAGAAUCUAUUAAGACAGUACAAACAUUACAAGAGAGGUUGGGGCUGAUUCUUCUCACUGACGACUGGAUAAAGAUUAUCCUGGAAGGGAAGGAAACGAAAACGAAACCAACCAUAGAAGAUCUCACUACACUUCCUGGCACAUCAACAUCAACCGACGUUGAACAAGCAUCAGAUUGUGUGGGUAGCGUCUACAGGCACAAAUCACUGGAAACAGUCUCUUCUAUUCCCCUCUCAAAUAACUACAGUAUCACAUGUAUUGCUCCUGUUAAAGAGAACAGUUUCUGGGCUAUAAUAAAUAAAGAAAUUCAGAUGUGCAAGAAACAAGGAAUCAUUAAAAAUAUCAGAUAUGGAACACAAAUUCGUGGAAUAGCCAUUACAGUGUCUGAUAAAUUACUGGCAACAUGCACUGAUGACAAAUGUGUGAAGAAGAUCACAUCUGAAGGUAAACAGCUACAUAGUUUUAGUACAGAUCCUCUGAUACCUAACCAACUAUGUGUUGCAAGUAAUGGUGACAUUUUAGUUACGCUCGUUUCCUCGUUUGAGGAUCCAAUUCCGGAGACAGUUGGAGUAGUGAGUCGGUACACACCACAGGGAAAGAGGAUGAUCACGUUUGAGAGGGACCGAUUUGGUAACACUAUAUGUCCUAAGUAUGUAGCUGCUAGCCGAGUCUCUGACAUGGUAGUGGUAACAACACACACUAACAACGAUAGUGAUGGCUGGUUUUAUGGUCACGUGAUGGUGAUGACUGGGGACCUACAGGUGAAGUUUCGGUACCUCGGCGAUGGCCAGUUCAUAUCUGGUGACCAACAGUUUCACCAAGAAAGUUCCACCAAGCACUUCAGUCCUGGUAUCGACAGUAAGGACCACAUCAUACUUGGGGACAUCAAAUCAGGUAGUGUAGAGAUUAUAGACAAACAUGGACACAGACUUCAGUGUCUGGGGCAGGUCGAUGGGAUUAGUUACCUCACCGUUUCUAUUGACGAUCAGUUGUGGGUUGGACUGACCACGGGUCAAGUGCAGGUAUACAAGUACACGUGAAUCUAAACUUACCAGAAGCUGUUGUAUCACGGUACAUAAGUGCUUGUGUACUCCUAAUCGGAAAUCUACAUUCAGUGAAGAAUUCAUAUUCAUUUACGUUUUCAGCACGGGUAGGAAUAGAUGAUUAUUUAUAUAGAUUUAGUAUUAAUAUAGAUAGAUUAUUUAAAAGGGAUAAUACUAGCGAAGAAAAAGAAACGCAAGUUUAUUUUCGAUAGUUAUUAUUCUACAUGAUUCUUUGAUGAUGUGUGCAUGGUGUGGGUUUCUCGAUUAUUUCAUCUUCACUGAAUACAUUAUGAUGCUUUUUGUUGUCCUAUCACAAUCGCUGUUAGCGUAAAUACCGUUAAAACAAGGAUGCCCUACGUCGUUUCCUGAUCCAAAUCGGUAGCUUAUGUGGCUAUCCCUGGCACAGUCGCAGCUCUUAUUCUCCUUAACAUUGAUGGGUGUUUAACCCCUGAGGGAUAUUCCACUCCUUAAUAAGGACCUAUGUGAGUUGAGCGACGUUAUAUGGGACAUCGACGUGCUUUCUAACCCUUCUGUCUAGCUCCUCCAACAAAUGCUCGAUUUGGGACAUAUUUGGAGUGUGUGUUGGUCAAUCAAGAACUGGAAUGUUGUUUAAAACCAGAAAGUCACAACAAACCCUAGCAACAUGGGGCAUCGCUUUGUCUUGCUGCAACGUAAGGUUACGUUGAUGGAUAAGAGGAAGAACGUGUGGCCUCAAGACCUCAUUCCGAUAUAUUACUGCUGUAAGAUUACUAUCGAUAACCACGAGAGGUGUUUUCAUGCCUUGAUAUAUCCCUGACCUUACCGAAACAGACCAUCCACCGAAUCUGUCGCUUUCCGUUACGCAAGCAUCUGAAUAUCGCUCACCACGACGUCGAUAGACACGUUGUCGUCCAUCUGACAUGUACAGCGUAAAGCCAGACUCAUCCGUGAACAACACGUGUCUCCAAUGGGCCAAACGAAAGCCGAUGAGGUGCAAGCAGCCACUACAUUCCACGUUGACGCCGCCUCUGCGUAAGUGGCGGACCGACAUAGGGACGUCGUGUCCUUAAAUAAAACUCCGGCAACCGAUUUCUAACCAAUCUUGAUGGUUGGUUGACACAGUGUUAACACGCUUAACUUUCACCAAGGCGGCCGGGGUUCGAUUUCCCGAUCGGACGUGAAAAGGUAUGAGGUCACCUGCCCGGCCACGUUGGGUUUCCCCAGGUACUCCGGUUUCCUCCCACAGCAAGACACCUCGCGCGCUUCUAUCUGUGCCAAAAAUCGUGAUUAAUAUAAGCUGGUAUAACUUAUUUCGCAAUGGUUGUAAAAUAAAUAAAGUUGACAUUUUUGACCGAUCUUGGACAAAACUGGCCGACUAUGAGUGCCGACAACUUGACGUGCCGUCGCCGUCUGAAAUCGGUUACGGAGGUUCGAGAAUCGUACACCUCUAUCUUGACGUCACGACGUAAUGCGCGGGCGUCCACUCCUGGGACGGUCACCCCAUCUCCUUGUGACUCUGAUACGCCCAACUUAACGGGAUAUUGUUGUCUCAUGUACACCAUAUAAUGCGAAUGCCCCUACAGUAUCAGGGCAAUGGCCCUACCCCUAUCGACUUCACUCAAACGCAACAUUUUGCUGUGCCAUCGCUUCCAGAAGAAAUGUUUUGUAACUGCUCUGUGCUGUUCCAAUGAGUACCCCAGAUGAACGCUUUCUUCGAAAAUCUGCUGAAAGCUACAGCGUCGAGCAGGGUCACGGUCCACUGAAUUUUAACGGGAGAACAUUUUCACAAUUCACGGAGUUAGCUCAGUGUGACAUUUAUUAUUUAAUUGAAUUUAGAAGACGUGUCUAAAAGUUAUAUUAGAAAAACCGAACUUCCUUUCCUUUUUUCCGCUAUUAUAUAUGUAUUCAUCGGGGGUUUUUUGUUUUUUUUUUAAUCCUAUGAAACAGAACGUAAUGUUGUUUGCUUUAAUAAACAUCAUCGAUAGAAAAAAAAUAGGCAAGGAAUCACGAUAAAUAUACAAUUAGAAGUCCAGAAGACAAGAUGAUUUCUCAUGUAAAGGAUACUUCAGUGUUAUAUAGGAAUAUUUCGUAUGUUGACGCUAUAUUAGUGUUAUCUUUAAUAGUGUUAUUAACAUUUGAAUAUAAUUUGAAACAUAACGGACAUGUUCUUAACUUAAGAAUAAGUGUAAAAAGUUUAUUCAAGGAAACCUACGUUCUAUUUCGACCAAUCGGGUUUGAGGGAUCAGUUCAAACACAAUACUAGUGUCACCGGUCAGUUCAAGAUCAGAUAGCUGACAAUCAGUAUAUACAAUUCAAGCUUCGAAUUUUUUUGAAUAGCUUGAAUUUUUUCGAAUGACAAGCACAAUAUGAAAUAUGAUGUAUAAGAUGCAAAUGAGUUAAUGCAAUUGUGUGAAAAUAUGAUAAGCGUGAUUCAUUGAGUAUUACUACAUUAUUGACAAAAUGUUAUUAUUAUUCAUGCUUUAGUUAUUUAUUAUAAUUUGUUAAAUGUAUUAUCUGCGAGGAAACUGAAUGUCUUUUUGACAUGUUUACGGACGAAUGCUUAUUUUGAUACGGAAUAAACACAUGAAACGGA